AUUUAAUUCGUGAAACCUAUAUUAUUUUUCUAGAACCAUGUAUCAAGAUUUCGGAUAGACUAUUUCAGGAAUAGUAGGAUUUGUUAUUUACUAGUCUAGCUGAUUUUUCUACAUUUUGGAAAUAAAGCAUAAAAGAAUGGCGGCUUCCACAAAGUUGACAUGGGCUCAACGCAUCAGCUAUGGAGUGGGUCAUUCCCUCAACGACCUCUGUUCCACCAUGUGGUUCAGCUAUCUAAUUAUCUACCUGCAGUUGGUGCUGGGCUUCAACUCAAACUACGCUGGUCUGAUUCUCCUGAUAGGACAGACAGUGGACGCCAUAGCAACUCCUCUGUUGGGUUACGAAGCGAGUCACCCUAGACAAAGCAAAAUUUGCAAGAAGUACGGAAGAAGGAAAUUUAUGCAUCUGAUUGGCACGAUAUGUGUUGUGGUUAGUUUUCCUUUCAUCUUCAGCUCUUGUCCCGGAUGCAACAAGGCCAGUCCGUUUGCCAUGACCAUUCUGCUCAUCCCUUUGGUGAUCAUCUUCCAGGUGGGAUGGGCAGCUGUCCAGGUGUCCCACAUGUCACUUAUACCUGCCAUCACUCCUCAUGAAAGCGAAAGAGACUUUCUCAAUGUUCUCAGGUAUGCUAUCAACACAGCCUCUGAUAUAGGAACGUAUGUCAUCGUUUGGGCAGUGUUUGAUCUGACGAGGCAGCCGACUGGUGAUGUGAAAGCUAUUAACAACAAUUACGCUGAAAAAUUUCUGGUCAUCGUCUUGAUCGUCGUCGGAGUUGGUUCCUUUUUCUCCAUUAUGUUCCACAUAGGAGUGAAGGAGGUGCCAUCUCAGUCGGCACACUCGUCAGAGAAGGAUGAUGACAGUAUAGAGCGACAGAAGGAAGAGGAAUUCAGAAAGAAUAUCCAUCUAUCGUGGAGAGGAUGGAUUAGAGAAAAGCAUUUUUAUCAGGUUAGCUUAUUGUACAUGUUGACAAGAUUGUUCCAAAACAUGGGAAUGGUUUUCAUGCCUCUUUACUUACAAGAGUCACUCAAGGCUAACAGUGAUUUUAUCGCUAAGAUUCCACUAGUGAUGAAUAUAAGUGGAUUUGUAGUCUCCUGUACACUUCCUAAAUUUUUUAGAGUCUUGAGUAAAAAAGUGACAUUCUUAGCUGGAACUGUUCUUGCAGUCGGUGGAUGUGCUUGGAUCUCCGUAGGUGAGGGGGACAGUUUCUGCAGUCAGGGGAUAUAUGGUGUGGGUGUGAUGCUCGGGGCUGCCGCUUCAAUGCUCAUUGUUAGUUCUCUCUCCUUCACGCACGAUCUCAUAGGCACCAGCUCAGAGAGUGGAGCUUUUGUGUAUGGCUGUAUGAGCUUUUGGGAUAAAAUCGCCAAUGGUAUUGCUGGAAUGUUGGUCCAAUAUAUACACUCUGAAACAUGUCAAAACUGUGAUUGGUUCUACAAAGAUGUUAUGUCGUACGGAGUUGGUGGUACUGCUAUUCUUGCAAGUUUGGUGCUGGCAACGCUGCUUCCCGCUAAUCUAGGAAAAAGAACAUCCUCAUACAAUGAAAUAGUUGAUGUGACUCCAGAGCAAGAAAAAAUUAACUACCGUUCAAUUGACAAAUGCACAGAAAGUACUCCAAUUUUGCAAGAACGGUGAAACAAUACUUAGGAAUUUUAGAAGUACAUGAAAACAAGGAAAUGGAAAUAAGACCGAGGGAUUCGUAGUCAAAAAACUCUUAAGAAAUCCCAGAAAGCAAAUUAAAACUGUUUUUUUAAUUUUAGUAGUUUUGUAUACAUAAAAAUUGAUUGUUUGAUUUA
Molecule: messenger RNA, 1785 nt
Organism: Parasteatoda tepidariorum (common house spider)
Lineage: Eukaryota; Metazoa; Arthropoda; Arachnida; Araneae; Theridiidae
Product: major facilitator superfamily domain-containing protein 12
Biological process (GO): carbohydrate transport
Cellular component (GO): plasma membrane
Molecular function (GO): symporter activity
Source: RefSeq, a predicted model, not a curated record